AUGAAAAGUACUACCACUAACAUCAAUUCAAUUAUGGCUGGAUCUAGAGAAGAGUUGGCUGCACAGUUGGCCAAACUGAACUUGGAGACACCAGAGUACAUCGAAGGUUCUUACCCCGAAUACAACGUAGUCGACCUUUGCAGAAAUUUCAUCGCUGGUCAACUCACCAAACUCACUGGUGUCGAUAAGAAGAUAGCAUAUGAGAGCUUGGAAUGGUCCAUCGUCCUGGAAAAGGGAGAUUUGCUUGUGCCAUUACCUCGGCUUAGAUUAAAGGGAGAUUUGGUUCAAAUGGCCGGGGAUAUUGCCGGAAAAUUUGAACUAGGUGGAUAUCUUGACCGUGUCGUUCCUGUUGGAAAAUUCUUGCAGUUUUUCUUUAGCCCUAAGUUCCUUUUGAAUACGGUGACUCCUGAUGUUUUGAAGCGCGGCUCUGAAUACGGCUCUGCACCUCUCGGUAAAAAUAAAACUGUUCUAGUUGAGUUUUCAUCUCCAAACAUCGCCAAACCAUUCCAUGCUGGUCAUUUACGUUCUACCAUUAUCGGUGGUUUCUUAUCCAAUUUAUAUGAGAAACUUGGAUGGAAAGUGAUUCGUAUGAAUUAUAUUGGUGACUGGGGUAAGCAAUUCGGUGUUCUUGCUCUUGGAUUCAAAAAAUAUGGCUCCGACAAGGAGUUAGCUGAGAACCCAAUUCAGCAUUUGUUUCAUGUUUACGUGAGGAUUAACCAGGACAUUUCUGCUGAGAAAGAGGAGGCCGAGAAGACCGGCAUUCCACUUGAUGAAAAUACGUGUACUGACGGGCAGGCAAGGGCCUUCUUCAGGAAGAUGGAAGAAGGAGAUGAAAAAGCUUUGUUUUUAUGGAGGAAAUUCCGUGAUCUUUCGAUCAAGCGUUACGUUGAUACGUAUGCCCGUUUGAAUAUCAAAUACGAUGUGUAUUCUGGAGAAUCACAAGUUUCUCAGAUGACCAUUGCUGAUGUCACAGAGAAAUUGAAAGAGAAGGAAUUAAUCAUAGAGGAUAAAGGUGCAUGGCUCGUGGAUUUCAAAAAACUUGGCCAUAAGAAGUUGGGUAAGGUGUUGGUUCAGAAGAGUGACGGUACCUCGUUGUAUGUUACCCGUGAUUUGGGUGCUGCAAUUGAGAGAAAGAACGCCUACAAAUUUGACAAGAUGAUCUACGUGAUUGCCUCUCAACAAGAUCUUCAUACAAAGCAGUUUUUCACCAUCCUAGAUAUGAUGGGAAACAAAUGGGCCAAAGAUUUGGUUCACGUUAGCUUUGGUAUGGUGUUGGGCAUGUCUACCAGAAAGGGUACUGUUGUGUUCCUAGACGAUAUCUUGGAAAAUGUUCAGGAGAAAAUGCUGGAGAUUAUGCAACAAAACAAAGAGAAGUUUGCCCAGGUAGACGAUCCAAAGAAGGUGGCAGACCAAGUUGGUAUUUCUGCCGUGAUGAUCCAGGAUAUGCAAGCUAAGCGUGUUAACAACUACGAGUUUGGCUGGGAUCGAAUGCUUUCUUCUGAAGGUGACACUGGUCCAUACUUGCAAUACGCACACUCUAGAUUGAGAUCUAUCGAAAGAAACUGUCAAGUUCGUCCAGAGGAGCUUUUAACUGCCAAUAUGUCAAUGGAUAAUUUAUGCGGUAAUGAAGAGGAGAUCAGGAAACUUAAUUUGUCAGAGGAAGAAGAAGAGAAGCAGUUAAGGAGCUUGAAGUUACGUGUGGAAAAGGCCACCGCUUUGAUCAGAAUUAUGGCCUCUUACCCAGAUACAUUGAGAUAUGCCUCUAAAAACUAUGAACCUUCUACGUUAGUGACAUACUUAUUCAAGCUUACGCACCAAUUCUCUUCUACUUACAAGUUCUUGAGAGUGAUGGGAGAACCAAAGGAGGUUCUUUUGGCCAGGUUGGCACUCUUCUCUGCUGUAAGACAAAUUCUUAACAACGGUUUGAGAGUGUUGUGUAUUACGCCAGUUGAUAGAAUGUAA
This is a messenger RNA of Brettanomyces nanus, 1962 nucleotides long. RefSeq lists its product as uncharacterized. Gene Ontology annotation, cellular component: mitochondrion; cytoplasm. The record is from RefSeq and is a predicted model, not a curated record. Gene Ontology annotation, molecular function: arginine-tRNA ligase activity; ATP binding. Lineage: Eukaryota; Fungi; Ascomycota; Pichiomycetes; Pichiales; Pichiaceae. The coding region runs from base 1 to 1962 and encodes 653 amino acids. The transcript is spliced from 2 exons. Gene Ontology annotation, biological process: mitochondrial translation; arginyl-tRNA aminoacylation.